Messenger RNA from Glycine soja, 703 nucleotides. RefSeq lists its product as uncharacterized. The record is from RefSeq and is a predicted model, not a curated record. The coding region runs from base 94 to 411 and encodes 105 amino acids. Lineage: Eukaryota; Viridiplantae; Streptophyta; Magnoliopsida; Fabales; Fabaceae. The transcript has a single exon.
CUUUUCCUUUUAUAUUUUUUUCAUUGUCGUGUGUGUGUGUGUGUGUGUUGAGAGCUUUACCAACUUCAAAACUUGGAGCUUUUCAUUUCAUUGAUGGCGUUCUCUCUCUUCAUCCCCAGCCAACCCUUCCCUUUGGUGCCAACCCUUCUUCUUCUCGUUCUCCUCCACGCUUCUCUCUUGGAACCCUCUCACGGCGCUAGAAUUUCCAAGGAUGCUUCAACUCGGCACCUGUUUGAGUCGAGGAACACUAAGCACCCCAACAAGUGUGGAGAGUUGGUGGCGCUGUCUCAGUGCUCGCAGAACUCAAAGUGCAGCUGGUGCACCAGUGAGGUCCUUGAUGACAUGUGUUUCACCAAAUCUGAGGCGUGGAGGUUGCCACAACAGGUUUACUCUUGCAGCUUGAUCCGGUGAGAUCCCAUUAUGUUUUGCUCCUAUUUGUCAUUGGGAUCUGUGCCUCCCAAAGCUGCCAUUUUUACUCUCAUUGUGUAUGAAAGAAAUCAUGAGUUGAUGUUGGAGGGGUCUUGUUGUAACUCUAAUUGUUGUUGUUUUGUUGAUUCGAUCUAUGAUUUGUUAGAUUGGAAUCAUGCUUAGGAUAGAGAUCACAGGAGAUGAAUACAUUUGAUCUUUUGUUGUGUAAUUUUGUCGUCUGACCUGAUGUUUUUUUUUGGCUUCAUUAUAAUGUAAAAAAAAACUUCGUACCCCA